Grus americana (Whooping crane) is the source of this 982-nucleotide messenger RNA. RefSeq names its product steroid receptor RNA activator 1 (gene SRA1). The record is from RefSeq and is a predicted model, not a curated record. NCBI's taxonomy places the organism in Eukaryota, Metazoa, Chordata, Aves, Gruiformes, Gruidae. The transcript is spliced from 5 exons. Gene Ontology annotation, cellular component: nucleus. Gene Ontology annotation, biological process: regulation of transcription by RNA polymerase II. Bases 111 to 794 code for a protein of 227 amino acids.
GGCCCCCGUGUCCCCGGCGGGGCGGGGACGCCGGAAGCCCCGCCCCCUCCAGACCCGCCUCGCCCCGCCCCAUCGGCCGGAAGGGGCGGGGUCGGGCGUGACGUGGCGGAAUGGCGGAGCUCUACGUGAAGCCGGGGAACCAGGAGCGCGGCUGGAACGACCCCCCCCAGUUCUCCUAUGGGCUGCAGGCGCAGGCCGGGGGUCCCAGGCGAACCCCGCUCACCCGCCGGCCCCCCCCUCCGCCCGCGGGGGCCCCACCAGGUGCUCCUCCGGACCCAGCCGGUGCCCCUGCUGCCCCGUCAGCGCCGCCCCCCCGAGCGCUGAGGCCACCCCCCCUCGGGCCCAUCAGCCCUUCCCCGCGGGCAGAGAGGGGGAGGCCGAGCGCUGCGGCAUGCCUGGAGGAGCACAGCCCAGAGGAGUGCGGCGUGCCUGCCAACGCGGUCCUUGUGCCACUGAGGGAGGCCCUCGACACCUGCCGCUCCAUGGUGCCGAAACAAGUGUGCGACGACAUCGGGCGGCGGCUGACGGUGCUGGAGGAUGCGUGGGCUCAGGGGAAGCUGUCAGCCCCAGUGAGAAAGAGGAUGAACCUCCUGGUGCAAGAGCUCCAGCAACAGCACUGGGAUGCAGCUGACGAGAUCCACCGUUCGCUCAUGGUGGACCACGUGAAUGAGGUGAGCCAGUGGCUGGUGGGCGUCAAGCGCCUGAUCGCUGAGAUGAGGAGCCUGCCUGCCGCGGAGGUGGCUGCAGCAACGGAUGGCAGUGCUGAGGCUGGGCCUGGCCAGGAAGAUCCCUGAUGGCAGGGACAGGGCUGUGGACUGUGAGCAGGGCAGCCCAGGCCCACCAGGAGAAGAGUCCCUGCAGCCCAAGGGGGUCGGGGCACCUCCUCUGCCUCCCACUCCUCACCCAGGAAAAGGAGAUUUUAAUCAUUGCAACAUUUUAGUGGCGAUUCACUACAUGAUGUUUAAUAAACAGCACUAACCUG